CUGGGAGAACGAUAUCAUAAUACUACUAGCGACUAUCUGAAUCAGUAGAAAUCUAAUCUUUCGCAAUUAUGGCAGAGGCAAAGAUCGUCGAUGUCCCCAAGACGUACAAAGCUGCCGUUUAUGACAAACCAGGAAGUAUCAGUACGCAAAUUGUUGAACUUCCAAUCCUCGAGCCUGGCCAUGGCGAGGUUCUUGUGCGUCUAACGCACUCGGGAGUAUGUGGCAGUGAUCUGAGCAUCAUGACGAAUGCAUGGACUACGUUACCAUUUCCUACCGCAGCUGGUCAAAUUGGGGGUCACGAAGGUGUUGGUAUAGUAGAGAAACUUGGUGUUGGUGCAGAUGCCAGAAGCGUGAAGGUCGGUGAUCGUGUUGGCAUCAAGUGGGCUACAGCAGUGUGUGGAACCUGUGACCGAUGCCGAAGAGGCUUUGAUGGUCACUGCACACUACGCAAGAUCUCUGGCUACUACACGCCCGGCACUUUUGCUGAGUACGUCCUUAGCCCAGCUAACUACGUGACUCCCAUUCCAGAGAAACUUGCCAGCGCAGACGCAGCACCAAUGCUUUGCGCCGGGUUGACAACCUAUUCGGCUCUGCGGAAAUGCAAUGCCAGAAGCGGUGAAUGGGUCGUGAUUUCUGGCGCCGGUGGGGUGUUGGGCCAUCUCGCCGUUCAGAUCGCAGCACACGCCAUGGCAUAUCGAGUGAUUGGAAUCGACCAUGGGUCAAAGGAAGCAUUCGUCAGAGAGUGCGGCGCUGAAGUGUUUCUUGACAUGACAAAUUUCAGCGACGAGGAUAUCGCCAAGGAAGUCAAACGAGUGACAGGCGGUCUCGGCGCCUCAGCCGUGAUUUUGUGCGCAGGUAGUAACAAAGCGUACAGCCAGGCUCUCCCGAUGCUGUCUUUUGGCGGGGUUAUGGUUUGUGUUGGUAUGCCGGAAGGGCAACCCCUGCCGAUAUCGAAUGCGUGCCCAGGAAUAAUUGCAGCGGCGAAUGCACACAUUAUCGGGUCAACGAUUGGAUCUCAGAGGGAGGCCAUCGAGAUCCUAGACUUUGCGGCGAGAGGGAUUGUGAAGACGCGGGUUCGAGUGGAAAAGAUUGACAAGCUAGAGGAGGUGUUUAGGCAGAUGCAUGAUAGGACUUUGGAGGGAAGAAUUCAUUGA
Messenger RNA from Pseudogymnoascus verrucosus, 1154 nucleotides. RefSeq lists its product as uncharacterized. The transcript is spliced from 5 exons. NCBI's taxonomy places the organism in Eukaryota, Fungi, Ascomycota, Leotiomycetes, Thelebolales, Thelebolaceae. Gene Ontology annotation, molecular function: oxidoreductase activity; zinc ion binding. The coding region runs from base 69 to 1154 and encodes 361 amino acids. The record is from RefSeq and is a predicted model, not a curated record.